This is a messenger RNA of Paracoccidioides brasiliensis Pb18, 1413 nucleotides long. RefSeq lists its product as uncharacterized. Gene Ontology annotation, biological process: carbohydrate metabolic process. The record is from RefSeq and is a predicted model, not a curated record. The transcript has a single exon. The coding region runs from base 1 to 1413 and encodes 470 amino acids. Gene Ontology annotation, molecular function: hydrolase activity, hydrolyzing O-glycosyl compounds.
AUGAAAUAUCUUUCUUGUUUUGCACUUUUUGCGUUCGUAUGCCUUGGGGCCGCGGCUAGGGGAGGAGCUUCUGGAAAGUCCACUAGAGACGAAAGCGAUUACUCAGACAAUCCCCUAGACAGAUGUGAAUGCUAUGUGGUUUCAGGGCCCGAGCCGGGGUAUUUCCAGAACUACAGGUUUUACGACUUCCGAUCAGUCUCCCCGGAGAAAACCUGGUCGGCAAACUCCAAAUCGCCGAAGCCGGUCCAGAACAUACCCUCCAACUCGAACAAGGAAUCUCGCAUACACCUUGAAGAGACAGGCUUUCUCGACGACUGGGAGAUCCAGGACUGGAAUAGAGAUGGGUCAUUGCUGUACCCAAUCCCUAUUCGGAACUACUAUGAAAAUGUUUUCGUCCUUGAAGAUACCACGAACAAGUCGACCGACUCGACCUACUUAGCUCUUCGAACUCAGAGACUAGAAAACCAUACCUCAACGGCAGAGAUUGAAACAUACAUCUACAACAUUUUUCGUUGUUCGCUCAGGGUUCGACUGCGCCUUCAUGCUGGGCGACAUGGACGGCUUGAGGAUGUGGAUGACGAUGAGGAUGGGGAUGGAGAUGGGGAUUGGGAUGGGGACAGGGACGAAGAUGAAGACGAUCUUGGUGUCGAUAAAGACACAAUCCCAUCCAGUGACCGUAAUCGUUCAAAAAUAUUUCCAGUUAAUUUCCGCCUGCGACCACCACCUAAGGGAGCGGUAGCCGGUAUUUUCACGUAUUACUCCAGAACGGUUGAGUCGGAUAUUGAAAUAUUAACCUCUGACCCUUCAACACAAGUCCGCUAUGCCAACCAACCAGAUUGGGAUCCGAUAACGGACCUGGAGAUACCAGGGGCGAGCACGAUAGCUCAACUUCCCAUUCCCUGGACAACCUGGGCAACCCACCGCCUCGAUUGGUUUCCGAAUAUGUCGCGUUGGUAUCUCAAUAAUGAUCUUCAAGACGAGAAGGAUUAUCAUGUUCCUGAUAAACCCAGCAUGCUUGCUCUGAAUCUGUGGAGUGAUGGAGGCGAAUGGUCGGGCAAUAUGACGAUUGGCUCUACAGUGCUGAUGGGCAUUGAGUGGAUCGAGGUUGCUUACAACACUUCGAACACUGAUGAGCUACCCGAACUUAAUCGAACGCGUUUUAUGGGGCAUGUUAGAUCUUCUGGGCGUAACCAUCCUAGGCCAAUAUUAGAUGAGAGCAUCAUGGCGAAAUCGAUGCAUCAUUGGGAAAAGCCAAAGAAACAUGGCUUGAAAAAGGAGGACUUCAAAGAUGACUCCGAGGAGAGCGAUUAUGGCGACGAGAAACAUCUGCAUUGUCUGGUCGGAUGUCGAAUUGACGAUGUGGAAACCGUCGGGAAACCAGAAAUUCUGUGGGACUAUUCGCAGCCGCAUUGA